Messenger RNA from Caenorhabditis briggsae, 285 nucleotides. NCBI's taxonomy places the organism in Eukaryota, Metazoa, Nematoda, Chromadorea, Rhabditida, Rhabditidae. The transcript has a single exon. The record is from RefSeq and is a predicted model, not a curated record. The coding region runs from base 1 to 285 and encodes 94 amino acids.
AUGGACAAGGAUCUCGACUAUCACCAGGAAUCUGAUAUUGACAAGCUCAAGAAUCGAGAGGAUAUCCACUUCGAGCAUCAAGGCGAGGGAGAAUCACAUUGUGAAGGAAAAUCUCGUGGCCAGUGUGAGAAGAACAAAUUUGAGAAGAAGAAUGAGAUGAAGAUUGGAGGAGGAUGUCCAACUCAAGGAGGAGGACAGUGCAAGGAUGCUAAACGUUGUGAUAAGAUGGAAGAUGAGCCAAUGGACAAGAGAAGAGAAUCGGAUAUCAGAAACAAGGAGAUGUGA